UAAGCGAAAAAAGCAUAGGACAAUGACAGGCCUGGGCUCUUCCUGUGGAGCAUGCAAGUUCCUAAGAAGAAAGUGCACGAGUGAGUGUGUUUUUGCACCUUACUUCUGUUAUGAACAGGCUGCAACCCAUUUUGCAGCAGUGCACAAGGUGUUCGGAGCAAGUAAUGUUUCAAAACUAUUAUUGCACCUACCUCUACAGAAUCGAAGUGAUGCUGCUAUUACCAUAUCAUAUGAAGCACUGGCUCGGAUGCGGGAUCCUAUAUAUGGUUGUGUUGCUCAUAUUUUUGCACUCCAACAACAGAUUGCCAGCUUACAAGAGGAGAUAGAAAUUCUUGGGCAUCAAAUGGCUAAUCUCACAGUUGGUAUUGCCAGUCGUGGAAGUUCACAAACAAUUUCAAACCCAAACUGUUCUUCGCUUCAAGACGCCAUCAACAUGCAAUAUUUCCAGAAUCAACCAGCUGCACAGGUGAACAAUGCAGGAUAUGCAACUGGAAACCAAGCUUUUGACAGCCAAAUGAAUGUACAACUGCCUGGUUAUGAAUGGGAAGACCAAAACCUUUUCUGUGAUUCCCACCCAAAUUCUUUAGAAAGACUCCUUGAAGUAGUGGACCAAGAGUUCUCCCCAUAUUGCGCGUGGUUGGACAGUGGGAACAAUGCAAACUGAAGCUGAAAAUUGGGACCAAGAAAAGUAUUUUUAGCAACUAGCGCAACUUCAUGCUUUUGGCUCUGGAAAAAAUUAUGUAAAUAACCAUAAUUUUCAAGAAGAGGAUGUAGGUUUAGUCCAGUUUGAACUAAGCUUUUGUUGUCUACAAAAAUGUCUUUUGUCACAUCUGCAGUAAAAAAAUAGAUACUGAGCCUAGCAAAGGCAAACUCUCAACUGGA
Messenger RNA from Jatropha curcas, 882 nucleotides. RefSeq names its product LOB domain-containing protein 33. Gene Ontology annotation, cellular component: nucleus. Gene Ontology annotation, biological process: positive regulation of DNA-templated transcription; hormone-mediated signaling pathway. Lineage: Eukaryota; Viridiplantae; Streptophyta; Magnoliopsida; Malpighiales; Euphorbiaceae. The record is from RefSeq and is a predicted model, not a curated record.